AUGUCGGCACUUGCAGAUUUAAUCAAUCUCGACCUCUCCGAUUCCACUGAACAGAUCAUCGCCGAGUACAUAUGGAUUGGUGGAUCGGGCUUGGAUAUGAGAAGCAAAGCAAGGACUUUGGCGGGACCGGUGAAGGAUCCAUCGGAGUUGCCGAAAUGGAACUAUGACGGUUCAAGCACCGGCCAAGCUCCCGGCGAUGACAGUGAAGUCAUCCUCUACCCUCAAGCUAUCUUCAAAGACCCCUUCAGAAGAGGCAACAACAUCCUUGUGAUGUGUGACGCAUAUACACCGGCUGGUGAACCAAUUCCCACUAACAAAAGGCAUGCGGCGGCCAAGAUCUUUAACGAUCCCAACGUUGUCGCAGAAGAAACAUGGUACGGAAUUGAGCAAGAGUAUACUUUGCUGCAAAAGGAUAUUAAGUGGCCGGUAGGUUGGCCGGUCGGCGGCUUCCCGGGUCCUCAGGGACCGUACUACUGUGGAGUUGGAGCAGAGAAAGCCUUUGGAAGAGACAUAGUAGAUUCUCAUUACAAAGCCUGUCUUUACGCCGGAAUCAAUGUCAGUGGUACUAACGGCGAAGUCAUGCCCGGCCAGUGGGAAUUCCAAGUCGGUCCAACCGUCGGAAUCGCUGCCGCCGAUCAGGUCUGGGUCGCUCGUUACAUCCUCGAGAGGAUCACAGAAAUAGCUGGAGUUGUUCUGUCUCUUGACCCUAAACCAAUCCCGGGAGAUUGGAAUGGUGCAGGAGCACACACAAAUUACAGUACGAAGUCGAUGAGAGAAGAUGGAGGGUACGAGGUGAUAAAGAAAGCAAUAGAUAAGCUUGGCUUGCGUCACAAGGAACACAUCGCUGCUUACGGUGAAGGCAAUGAGCGUCGUCUCACCGGAAAACACGAGACUGCCGAUAUCAACACUUUCUUAUGGGGUGUGGCGAACCGUGGAGCAUCGAUUCGGGUUGGGCGUGACACUGAGAAGGAUGGAAAAGGAUAUUUUGAAGAUCGCAGGCCAGCUUCGAACAUGGAUCCUUACACUGUGACUUCCAUGAUUGCUGAAUCCACAAUCCUUUGGAAACCAUGA
This is a messenger RNA of Arabis nemorensis, 1071 nucleotides long. The record is from the annotation of a GenBank genome assembly. Lineage: Eukaryota; Viridiplantae; Streptophyta; Magnoliopsida; Brassicales; Brassicaceae.